UCCGGCCUCCCACGCCUUAUCCUAUUCUCCCAAUAUUUCCAUCACUAACCUUGGUUGGAUCAAACCCAACCAGGGAAGUGCCCCUCCCCCACUCUGAAAAGAGGAAAAAGAUUCCCAAGGCAACCACCUUCCGACCUCCUCCUCUCCCUCCCACCCAAUAUAACUUGGGACCGAAGGCCCUCUCUUGCUUCGAGAAAACACUUGAAUCAAAUUAACUCCCCACCUUUCCCUCUGUCAGCUUCCCAACCACCACCUUCCAAGCCAAAGUCUUGAGACCAUACUCUCCACCAAUGCCACCAGUAAUGGAGACGCCGGGGUUGGUGUCGUUGCUCCGGCACACCACCGAAGACCGUCGGACCAAGAUGGGCGGAGGGGGUAUCUUUCGGAUGUUCAAGCUGCUUCCCAUGCUUACCUCUGGUUGCAAGAUGGUUGCGCUCUUAGGCAGGCCAAGCAAAGGAUUGCUCUCCGACAAGGCUACCACCAUUACGUUAUUUGGAUAUAGGAGAGGAAGGGUGAGCUUAGCCAUUCAAGAAGACCCCAGGUCUCCACCCAUCUUUCUUAUAGAGCUCCCCAUGCUCACGAGCUCUCUCCACAAAGAAAUGGCAUCCGGAUUGGUGAAGAUUGCGCUCGAGAGCGAGACGAGGACCCACAAGAAGAAGCUCACGGAGGAAUACGUCUGGGCUGUUUACUGCAAUGGCCGGAAGUCGGGAUACUCGAUAAGGAGGAAGCAUACCUCCGACGACGAGCGACAUGUCAUGCAGCUUCUCAGGGGCGUCUCCAUGGGUGCAGGGGUCUUGCCAUGCGAGAAGGAGACGGCAGAGGGGGAGCUGACCUACAUGAGAGCCCGAUUCGAGAGGGUGGUGGGAUCGAAGGACUCCGAGGCGAUGUAUAUGAUCAACCCCGACGGCACCGGCGGGCCGGAGUUGAGCAUCUUUCUUGUGAGGGUCAAGUGAAAUUACUAUUGCUUUCUCUGCUUCUUGUGUGUACAUAGGUCUCUUUGUCUUUGUAGAGAAAAUUCUCUUCCAGUCCCUCUCUUCCAUCUUUUACUUGCUUUCUGCAACCUUUUAACUUUAUACAGACUGUGGAUAACUUGCCGGUUAUGAUGGAUGCCACAAUGGUGGUGGGAACUGCGGAGAGCAGUUGAAGACAGCCUACUAGUAUUCCCAUUUUGAAUAAUAUUUUAACAUUGAUUGGAUGA
Molecule: messenger RNA, 1198 nt
Organism: Phoenix dactylifera (date palm)
Lineage: Eukaryota; Viridiplantae; Streptophyta; Magnoliopsida; Arecales; Arecaceae
Product: MIZU-KUSSEI-like protein (Protein of unknown function, DUF617)
Biological process (GO): hydrotropism
Source: RefSeq, a predicted model, not a curated record